Hypoxylon trugodes is the source of this 790-nucleotide messenger RNA. Its product is annotated as cwf21-domain-containing protein. The transcript is spliced from 2 exons. Lineage: Eukaryota; Fungi; Ascomycota; Sordariomycetes; Xylariales; Hypoxylaceae. The record is from RefSeq and is a predicted model, not a curated record. Bases 134 to 643 code for a protein of 169 amino acids.
ACCCACCGUUCCAUUUCCGCCACCAGUUACCGCCUUCCCAUCUCUCAUCACCUUCACCAAGUAUUCUUUAGCUCUCUUCCCGAUUACCUUCAUAUCAUCGAGACGGUCGCAUUUCUUAUACACUACUCCGACCAUGUCUGACAACGUCGGUCUUUCUACACCACGAGGUAGCGGAACCUCCGGCUACGUCCAACGCAAUCUGGCAUACCUUAGACCGCGCGACCGAGCAGCGCCCUACAACACCAAAGAUUUCGAUAGCUUGAAACAUCGACAGCGACAACCGGACAAGGAGAUUUUGGAGCACGAUCGCAAGCGUGAGGUAGAAGUAAAGGUCUUUGAGUUACGCGAUCAGCUUGAAGAUGAGGGUGUUGACGAAGACGAAAUUGACAAGCGCUGCGAUGCCCUACGGAAAGAACUACAAGCGAAGAUGAACAAAGGCGGUAAAGACGUGAUGCCAAGAAAGCCGCUUAAGUCUCACCAAGUCCAUGAAUUGGCGGACGCCAAAAUCAAGGAGAGCGAACGAUUGCGGAAUGCACUGAAAAUAAGCAAGGACUAUGAAGAAGGCAGCCAUUGGAAGAGACAAGAGGAUAGAUUAAGAAAGGCCUUGGAGAGAGAAUCUUCCGAGCAAAAGGAUAGAGACUAAACAGCUUUCGGCAUGGAUUUAGGAAUUAUUCAGUUAUUCAUUGGGUUGCGCAUGGCGUUUCGGAUGGUUCAUUUUUGGUUGAUGACUUAGGGGUAGUUACGAUACUCGCGAAUUCAAUAUUCCCCUGAUACUCAUAUAACUCGCAUU